CAUGGCGAGCUUGAAAGACAUUGGAACUAUAGAGUCCGACCAAGAAAUAGAGGAUUAUGAAAGUGAGGGGAGCUUUCAUGACGAUGAAAAAGUUGGAACUAAGAAAAGGAAAAGGAAACAAAAAGGGGGGAAGGAAAAAGAUUUUGACAAGGAUUUCCAGUUUUCUGGCUCAGAUGAUGAGCAUGCAACUGACUGGAAUCUUGAAGAAACAGUGGAACAUUUGAGGAAGGAGGCCUCGGAGCCAGUUAUUGUAAGCUUAGAUACAAGGAUAAAUGAAAUGAGAGAAAAAAGAAAAGAUGAAAAGAAGACAACUUUUGCAAAUAAUGAAGAAGAAACACAGGCUGAAAACAAUGAAGUGAAUAAAAGUUCCGAAAGCGAUGCUGACGGUGAUGGCUCUGAUUUUGACGAGAAUUCAUCACUUAGGAAAACGGCAAAAAGUGAUGACUUUUUUGAAGAAGGCCCUACUCAAUUUUCAGACGUGAAGUUCACUGAAAUGAACUUAUCAAGACCUCUUUUGAAGGCCAUCAAUGAACUUCAGUUUUCCAAUCCAACGCCUAUUCAAUCUGCAGCGAUUCCAGUCGCUCUCAUGGGAAAAGACAUUUGCGGUUGCGCAGCAACGGGAACAGGCAAAACCGCAGCAUUCAUGCUGCCUAUUUUGGAACGUCUUUUAUUCCGUCCCAUUCAGGUAGCGACCAGUCGAGUUCUGAUUUUAGUUCCCACCAGAGAACUGGCAAUCCAGGUCCACUCGGUGAGCAAAGCUCUGGCGAAGUUCACCAGCAUUCAGAUCUCUCUUGCUACUGGAGGACUGGAACUUAAAUCUCAGGAAGCAGCCUUGCGUAAAAAUCCUGAUAUAAUCAUAGCAACUCCUGGAAGACUGGUUGACUUUCUUCACAAUACGCCAUCAUUCGGCCUGCAAUUUGUCGAGAUUCUGGUUCUUGAUGAAGCUGACAGGAUGUUAGACGAGAACUUCAGAGAUCAAAUCGAAGAAAUUGUUAAAUUUUCACCGAAAGGAAGACAGACUAUGUUGUUUUCAGCCACAAUGACUGACGAAGUAAAUGAACUUGUGCUACUGUCAUUGAAUCGACCAGUGAAGCUGUUCGUUGACAACAGCACCGACGUUGCUGAGAACUUGAGACAGGAAUUUAUUCGAAUCAAGAAAAGUCGAGAAGAAGAUCGUACAGCGAUUGUCUUAGCUCUAUGCUGUCGAGGUUUUCACGAGAACUGCUUGGUGUUUGUCCGAACGAAACAACUUGCCCAUCGUCUGAGGAUAUUUCUGGGUCUGCUGGGUGUGAAUGCUGAAGAACUUCAUGGUAACCUGACGCAAUUACAGAGACUUGACUCACUCAAUAAAUUCAAGAAAAGAGAGGUUGAUGUUUUAGUUGCAACGGAUCUCGCCUCUCGUGGCUUGGAUGUUGUAGGAGUUAAAACGGUGAUCAACUACUCCAUGCCUAAUACAGUUAAACAAUAUAUCCAUCGUGUUGGUCGGACGGCCAGAGCUGGCCUUUCUGGCAGAUCAAUCAGUUUGGUUGGGGAAGGUGAGAGAAAACUACUAAAAGAAAUCGUUAAACAAGCGAGAAAUCCUGUCAAAAGCAGGAUCGUUGCCCCGGAGGUUAUCAAUAAAUAUAAAAAGAAGUUGGGUGAAUUUGAGGCAGAUGUUCAGGAGAUCUUGACACAGGAACGGGAAGAUAAAGAACUUAGAAUCACCGAAAUGGAGGCCAAUAAAGCGAAAAAUAUGAUCAUCCAUCGAGAUGAGAUUCAAAGCCGACCCCCAAGAGUUUGGUUUCAAGCCGAAAAUGGUAAAUACAAGAAAUAUAAGACUAAAGAAAGUAAAACAAGUUCAAAGAAAAGUAGGAAAGAGAAUAAAGAGAAAAAAGAUAAGAAAUUGGAACCCGAGGAGUUGAAAGCAAAGCAAUUUCAAGAGUAUCUGAGACGAGAAGAAAAACGAAAAAACAGAAAGAAGCGACUCCAUGUUUUUCCAUCUGAUGAUAAAGAUGAUUCCACUCGAAAAACACCAAGUAAAAAACGCAAGAAGACAACUGGAAAAACAAAUGGCAAAAAAGCCUUCGAAAAGGAACUCACGGACACCAGCCGAAAGGCACUGAGCGAGUUUCGUAGCUUUUCUGGGAAGAAGAGCAAAGGUGGAAAUCUUAAGUCGAAAAAAAAAUUUAAGCGGAGGUAACAUUCCUUCGUACCACGGCGGGUUCAAUUCGACGAGAAUAUUUUGUUAUUUAUUGACUGCCCAAAGAAUGGAGACAGCGGGUCGUGAAUGGCGUGAGUACCUUGUUGUGUAUCAAAAAAUAUAAUCGUCGGUAAUCUUGACUCAAACAUGAUCUUGCGUGCCACGGCAAUACUGAAUAUGCUGCAACGUAUUGUCUUGAGAAGAGUAUUCAUUCGGUUCAAGUGAUCGAUAGUCGACCUCCGACAAAUUUCGCUAAUCAUAUUUGACAUUUUUCUUGCAAAAAUUUGCAGGAAAUAAGCAGUUCCGAAAUAGCUCAGAGAAACAGCUAAUCGCUGUUCUAUACUUUCCUCAAAUAUUUUCAGCUGUUUAAAACGUAUAUUGGAAUUACUUAAGCUAUAAAUUCCAAGUGUUGAUCACAGAAACUUGGCAGCGUGAAGCGGACCUCAGAGUUGAUGAAGGAUGGCGAACAGACUGAAUAUUUCCACGCUGUGCAUUGGAACAAUCUUAAUUGCGCUUUAAACUGCAAAACUAGAAAUAGAAGAAGUUUCUGAGAACUAACGAUAAGUUGGCUUUGUACUGUAUGCUGCGAUAAGGCAUAUUUUGGACAUUACGCUUUACAAUGCAACGUCUAUGGUUUUAAAGAGACGUAAGCCGUUUUUUAAAUUUCUUAAGUCAAGCCGAAGCAAACCUAAUGACCUUUUAUAAACGUUGCUAUAAAUACAACCGAACUGGCUAGCCUAGCUCUUAUACUGUUUUGCACUGCUGUGUUUUGAUGCAUUGAUAAUCAAUCAUGUCCCAUCAAGUUUCACCUUUAAUCUCAAUGCUGGGAAACCAAACUAAAAAGACUAAAAGGGUGGUGAUGCCCGCACAUACCCGCAAAGUAGUGGAUCCAGCGUGGUUAAAGCCGAUCUGAACGAGUGCCAAAUUCUCGGCAAAUCUGGCACUUUUGAGAAUCAUGCUGUCAUAUGAAGGCGCACCUUGUUAGUCACAAUUUAGUACAAAAAUAGCACAAUUGGGUGGCCAAAGUUUACAGAAGGAUACACCCCAUUCCACCGCAUAAAUCCACCCCUGUUGUAUCGCCACUUCUUAGAAAUGCAAAUCUGAGCUACGCCCUGCUUCAAGGUUAUUUUUCAGAACUUCGUGCAUGCUAUUUUGCUUUGCUCUAUCAAAUUAUGAUGCUAUUUUAUCCCCAUAUCACCGAAUUAAGGUAUUACAGUAAAACAUGACGAAAGACGUUUCGUUAUACAAAUGUAAGCAUUCGUCCCACGGCUACAAAAUCACGUCUUGCAAACAACGCGCACUCGCUUUGCAUGUAGCAUGCAUGUGUCGACAAAGAUUUUCAGUUCGGCGUCGCGGGGAAGCGAAAUCUCUCGCGAGAUAAGAUACGCGUAAUUUAGAAAACAUUUAUAUUUAAUGAAUUUUUAAUCGGUCGUCUAGUCUAUCUUGAAAUGAGUUGGAGUUUUGCCGAGCUAUAAAUGUCGCGUGUUCUAAUUCAUCGAUUUGUCUCAAUUA
Molecule: messenger RNA, 3691 nt
Organism: Dendronephthya gigantea
Lineage: Eukaryota; Metazoa; Cnidaria; Anthozoa; Malacalcyonacea; Nephtheidae
Product: probable ATP-dependent RNA helicase DDX27
Exons: 19
Coding region: 2-2179 (725 amino acids)
Molecular function (GO): ATP binding; RNA helicase activity; nucleic acid binding
Source: RefSeq, a predicted model, not a curated record